Sphaeramia orbicularis (orbiculate cardinalfish) is the source of this 2297-nucleotide messenger RNA. RefSeq names its product arf-GAP with dual PH domain-containing protein 1. The record is from RefSeq and is a predicted model, not a curated record. Gene Ontology annotation, molecular function: GTPase activator activity; phosphatidylinositol-3,4,5-trisphosphate binding; phosphatidylinositol bisphosphate binding. Lineage: Eukaryota; Metazoa; Chordata; Actinopteri; Kurtiformes; Apogonidae. Gene Ontology annotation, cellular component: plasma membrane; cytoplasm; intracellular membrane-bounded organelle. Gene Ontology annotation, biological process: positive regulation of GTPase activity. Bases 409 to 1542 code for a protein of 377 amino acids. The transcript has 11 exons.
GGACGCAGCGCACCUUCCGCAGACGCACUCCAACACCAGGACAGAGCUGGAGGUUUAUUCUUUUCUCUUUUUAAAAAAAAAAAUCUUUUAUUUCGGGAAGACGUGAGCUGUUUCAGGACGGCUUUAUCAACAAAACAAAACCGGAAAGUAAAAUGAACACUGGUGUGAAAACUCUGUAAAACUUCCUCUGUUGGUUCGUGUUGCGCGUUCUCCAAGUGCGCGUACCUGUGUGGACUUGUCCGCAUCCCGUUACGCAGGCCUUAAAGGGGGGAGUCCAGACCUGAAGGGACACACCUUAUUUGAUUUGCGUGGCUCUCCAGCACCCCCACCCUCACCUACCCACUCCCAUUCUGCGUCUGUGGAAAAGUGGAGGAUUGUCAGACCUGCGCACCAGACCUGCGCACUGUCAUGUCGGUAAACAGCAGAGCAGCCCGCGCGCUCAAGGAGAUCCUGCAAAAACCUGGAAAUGACACCUGUGCAGACUGCGGGGUGCCAGAUCCGACCUGGGGCUCGUGCACCCUGGGAGUGUUCAUCUGUUUGGAAUGUUCUGGGAUCCACCGUAACAUCCCCGACAUCAGCAAGGUCAAGUCUCUGAGCCUGUCCCACUGGGAGGACCACGAGCUGAAGUUCAUGGCUGAGAACGGUAAUGAGGCGAUGAAGGGUAAAUACGAGUCAGCUGUUCCAGUCUACUACUACAAACCCACCCACAGAGACUGCCAGGUGUUGAGGGAACAGUGGAUAAGAGCAAAGUACGAGAGGAAAGAGUUCUGCGAAGCUGUGAACAGCUUCAGAUAUGAGGAAGGAACUAGAGACGGUGUUUUGAUGAAGCGGGGGCGGGACAAUGGACAGUUUCUCAGCCGGCGAUUUGUCCUUUCAGAGAGGGAGGGGACUCUGAAGUAUUUCACCAAAUAUGACGCUAAGGAGCCAAAAGCAGUGAUUAAGGUGGACACCAUCAACGCAACCUUCCAGCCUGAGAAGAUCGGAAACCCAAACGGUCUGCAGAUCACCUACCUCAAAGACUACAGCACCCGCAACAUCUUUGUUUAUCAUGAAAACGGCAAGGAGAUCGUCGACUGGUUUAACUCCAUUCGUGCGGUCCAGCUCCAUUAUCUAAAGGUGGCCUUUCCUGGGGCGACGGACGCUGAGCUGGUGCCCAAACUAACCAGGAACUUUCUAAAGGAAGGACACAUGGAAAAGACAGGCCCUAAGCAAACCGAAGGCUUUAAGAAGCGCUGGUUCACUCUGGACCACAGACGGCUCAUGUACUUCAAAGACCCGCUGGACGCCUUUGCGAAGGGUGAGGUGUUCUUGGGGAACAGGGACCACGGUUACAGCGCCUCGGCCGGUUUACCCCCUGGGACCCACUGCAACGGCGCCUGGCAACACGGGAUCACCAUAGUAACGCCUGACCGCUGCUUCCUGUUUACCUGUGAGACGGAGAGUGACCAGCAGGAUUGGUUGAAACACUUCAAUGAUGUCAUGAGUGCUCAGAUGUCCCCCCAGGAGUUCACAAUGGAGGCCUUGUUCAAGCACAGACAUUGAUCGCCCAGAGGCCUGUGGGACGUCUCCUCUCAGACCUUCUGCGUUCGGACUCUGGACUGACAUCAGCUGACCCACUGACCUCUUUGGUUCUUCUCCAAAGUUGCAGUAAAAUCAUGAAUAUGGACACAUUGGUACUUGUUGCUUGCUCUCUACUGACCGGAAAGAUCUGUGUGGUAAUGAAAACAAACGAGAUGUAAUGAACUAAACGAUCUAGCAAAAAAAAAAAAAAAAGUAAUAAUAUUAUGGUAAUUGUUCUAGAGUUUCUGUAUAGUGCUUUUAGCUGUGUUUGUCAGAGAUCACUUGUAGGUGGAACAUAAUUUAUGGAAAACUUCCAACUCAAGAUUGAAUUCUUAUGCAGCACUUAUUUCUUCUGGGGCUGAUUUUUCCCAUUUUAAAUAAGUACAGUUUUAUAUACAAGCGUAAAAUAUGAUGCUAGUGGAAUUAUCGUGGAAUACAAAUGUGAUCAGAAUGGCCAAAAUAUUAAGUAUAGAAUUGAAGAAAAAUAGUUUUAACCUCCUGAGACCCAGCAAUGCAUUAUUGUUCUCCGUAGGGGACAAGAGUUUCACUGCUUUACUGAGAAAAAAUGAAUCCUAUCCACUGUAAAGUACGGUGUCCAACAAGGGUCAAACACAUUCCAACGGCCCAAUGCGUCUCAGUUAGAGAAAACAGCUACAAGUACAGAACAAGGUUAUUAUUGUUAACCAAAACUCACGAAAUGACGAAAACUAGAAUUGUAAAAACAUUUUCAUUAACUG